Messenger RNA from Suillus plorans, 777 nucleotides. RefSeq lists its product as uncharacterized. Lineage: Eukaryota; Fungi; Basidiomycota; Agaricomycetes; Boletales; Suillaceae. The record is from RefSeq and is a predicted model, not a curated record. The coding region runs from base 1 to 777 and encodes 258 amino acids. The transcript is spliced from 4 exons.
AUGGAUGCCAGACUAGGGAACUGCAUGGGUACGGGUAACCCGCGGUGGGUCGCGGGUACGGGUACUGCCGGGUACGGUCGCAGUGUAGCCAUUCUACGCUUGGGUGCAUUCACAGCGCGCGCACGUGGCGCAUGUAGAGUCGACUCUAGAUGGGGAGUUGGUGGUAUUAGGGCUGCAAAGCUGAAUUCUAUUGUCAUACCUCCGCUGCACCCUCUCAUACAUUGCGCACACCCUCUCAUAUCCCGCGCACCCUCUUGUACAUCUGGCACACCCUCUCGCACCUCUCAGACCUCCACCCUCUCAUACAUCGCGCGCACCCUCUUGUACAUCCUGCGCACCUCUCUCAUGGCUCCAAUCCACCCUCUCGUGCAUCCAGUGCACGCUCUCAUGAGUCCGAGUCCGUCGAUCCUCGUUCGAGCAAAAGCCAUGCUGAUCCGAGUCGUUGCCCACCGUUCGCAGUUGGUCAGUCCGUUGAUCCUCAUUCGGGAAAGAGCCAUGCUGAUCCGAGUCAUUGCCCACCGUUCGCAGACUGUGAGUCCGUUGAUCCUCGUUCGAGCAAGAGCCAUGUUGAUCCAUGUCGUCGCCCACCGUUCGCAGUUCGCCACGUUCCCAACGCGAUGGAUGCCAUGCGCGAACGCCCAGCGUGCGCCAGCAAAUUUGCCCGUGCCUCCACUCCUUGUGCCAUCCACAUAUGUUCGAGUCACGUCAGCAUUCGCUGACGUGUGCUGGACAUAUGUGCUAAGCACUGGUGGUGAUACCUAUGGUACCCGCGGGUAA